Gavialis gangeticus (Gharial) is the source of this 2933-nucleotide messenger RNA. RefSeq names its product interferon regulatory factor 1 (gene IRF1). NCBI's taxonomy places the organism in Eukaryota, Metazoa, Chordata, Crocodylia, Gavialidae. Gene Ontology annotation, molecular function: DNA-binding transcription factor activity, RNA polymerase II-specific; RNA polymerase II cis-regulatory region sequence-specific DNA binding. The record is from RefSeq and is a predicted model, not a curated record. The transcript is spliced from 9 exons. Gene Ontology annotation, biological process: immune system process; regulation of transcription by RNA polymerase II. Bases 964 to 1917 code for a protein of 317 amino acids. Gene Ontology annotation, cellular component: nucleus.
AUACCUCUGAAAACUGGAGUUCCCAUUUUGAAAUUAUUAGUUAGAAUAACUGUAUCUGUGGCAAGAGCUAGUGCUAGAAGGAGAAGCUCGCAGCAGAGUGCAUAAGUUUCUAGCAAACAUGUUGCACUUCCUUGAAGGGAAGCUCGUUAGCACUAAAGAAGAACUGGACACGCCCCAGGAAAUUGUUCUUUUUUUUCUUUUUGGUAGACUAAGAAUCAUUUUAGAGAGCAAUGUCCUGCCCCCCCUCCUCUCCCCAACCCAGUUAAAUACAUUGUAACAGUUAUUUAAAUACUAUAUUGUGCAGCAGUGCUGGUGAAAGCCUGAGGGCCUUGAAACCUGCUGUCUUUUGUUGUUGUGAUUCAUGGCAAGUCUGACACAGGAAGUGGCAGUUUAGACUUCCCUCCACUGCCCUACCAGCGUGCCUUGCCCGCAACCUGCAGCAAUUACCUUGAGAACAAAGAGGGAGGAGUUCAGAGCCCACAAACCUUUGAUUCUUUUGCAUUUUCCACUGGGAUUGCCAGGAAGAAUAUACUGGAUGUGCCCUUGGUUUGAGACCUGAGUAUCUGUUCACUGGGUAAAGGUUCGAGACCAAAAAUGCAUUUCAUGUCAGCCGCCAAACAGCAUCAGAAGACAAAAGUUCCCUCUUGGAACAGAACUGGGCAAGUGUCCCAAAAAAGGGAAGCAGCUUACUAUCCCAGUGCUGGUGUCUCAGGUCAUCCAGUUUCCUGACUGCACAGCUUUAUUUAAGUAAAUUACUAGAGUGAUGAUUUAAGUGGAUUCAGACAACAGUGCUGUUCAGAUACAAGCAGAAGGUGUUGGAAGAGAUCCAAGUUGGCCACCUUGGUUUUUGCUGGCCCUUAGCUGUAAGGACAGUAGUAAGCAUGGCAGGGUUGCAUUGCUAAAAAAGCGUAGAAGGCAGAACAUUUACCUGUUUGCUGAUGUUAUUUUCCUUUCACAGACAAAAUGCCAGUGACAAGAAUGCGCAUGAGGCCUUGGCUGGAAAUGCAGAUCAAUUCCAAUCAAAUACCAGGAUUGACCUGGAUCAACAAGGAUAAGAUGAUGUUCCAGAUCCCAUGGAAACAUGCAGCUAAGCAUGGCUGGGACAUGGAAAAAGAUGCCUGCCUUUUCCGAAGUUGGGCCGUUCACACUGGGAGAUACAAGAUAGGGGAGAAAGAACCGGACCCUAAAACAUGGAAGGCAAAUUUCCGCUGUGCCAUGAAUUCAUUGCCUGAUAUCGAAGAAGUGAAGGAUAAAAGCAUCAAUAAAGGCUCCAGUGCAGUCCGGGUUUACAGAAUGUUACCACCUUUAACAAAGCUGCAGAAAAAAGAAAGGAAGUCAAAAUCAUCUAGAGACUCAAGAAACAAGAGCAGGAGAAAGUCAUAUGAGGACAUGAGGUCAGAUGAAGCAGUAGAAGCACUAAACAGCACAAUGAUACCAGAUGACCACAGCAGUUACACAGUUCAAGACUAUGCAGGACAGGAAGUGAAGGUUGAAAGCACAUCUGUCACCCUCGAUCUCUCACCAUGUGAUAUACACACUGCGGUGACCGAAUGGAGAACCCCAAUGGAAAUAGCGCUGGCUGACAGCACAAAUGACAUCUACCAGCUUCAAGUGUCACCUCUAGCUUCAUCUUCUGAAGUGACAGAUGAGGAUCAAGAGGAAAUCAAGACAGACCUUUUUAAGCUGCUUGAACAAGACUGGCAUACAACCAGCAUUGGCGGGAAAGGCUAUCUUACCAAUGAGCCUGGCACACAAAGCCUGUGCAGUUACAUAUACAAGGAGCAGGAUGCUGAAAUUGAUACCACCUCAGAAAUCGAGCUGAGACUUUGCACUGAUAUGAAAAGCAGCAGUCUAGAGUUCUCUUGGCUGGAGACAGUAAGAUCUUCGAAUAUGCAAGCCAUUCCUUGCAACUUCUAAACCUUGUUCUUUCUUUGAACCACAAAUGUUUACUUCUGGUAUCUUCUGCAAGCCCUAACAGAGUGGAAGGAGUUGUUUGUUACUGACUCUGGAGAAGGAACAACAUUUACUAUCCGUUUAACUUCUCUGAUUCAAAGACUGUUAAGAAGGAAAGCUCCAUGAUCACAGAUAUAUCCCACCUUGUUAGAACUCUUCACAUUGAAGUGAUUAACUAAGCCGUAGGCAUAUACCUUUAUAAUUGCUUCCAGUGUGAAGUUGUUCAUACCGUAUUGUGCAAGGAGGUUCCACCUUUUCUGGGGGGUGAAGGUCAAAGGUGCUGUGUAUCAUGAGAAGUAGGGUUCAGAUUUAUAUAGUCCUUGUCUGUUUUCUAUGUUUUUCAUACUGGACAUUGCAAGCACUGCUUUUGGGGAAGAUUACAGCUUUUACAGAAGCAGUGCUUCAGAGACAGACAGCCCUCCAUCCCCCUACUAGUUCUGGUUGCUGCUUACCCAGAUGAUACCUGUGAAAUUAUGAGCUUAAUUACAAUUAUUGCAUAUUGUGAUUCAACAAAAAUUGCACUAAUUGGCCCUCUCUUCGAUUAUUCCAGCAUAUAGGGUUCAUUUCCAAAUACAAAUCUUCAUUUCUGUAAAUACGUUUAGCCAAAAAAAAGUUUUAAAAAAGUAAGUCUGACACAGGCUUUGCUUCCAUGUCAGACUUGCUUCCGUUGUUCAGAAGAUCUACUCCUAGGACUUUAUCCUGUUAUCAUUAUGUAUGGCAUAUAUCCAUUUUUUACAUACUUGCUGUCAAAAAGCUGCCACAGUGUGGGAUUUCCCCCUCCACUGAUGGCCAUGCUAAUUUAUUUAUAUAGUGCCUGUUUGAGAGCAACCUCAGUGCUCUAAAUUGUAAAAGAAUACCAACAACAGAAGACACACUGAACUAUGAAACAGCUCUUAAAGAAAACCAAUGGCAUGAGCCUAUGCAAAACAGUGCAAACUCCAGAAUUGAAAGAGGGCUUUAGUUUAGGCAUAUCUGAAAAA